AUGACGGAGACUGAAGGACCAAAGUCAAAAGAAACUUUGUCAGUCGCAAUAAGUUAUCUGCUAGAUCAUCUGGGAUAUAGUGAUCAAAGAAUUAAAGAGAGAUGUUACUUCGCCGCCAAAUCCUCUUUUGCUAAAUGUGAAUCAACUAAACGGAUCUUAAAGAACACUGAAAUUGAGAAAAUAUUCAUUGGAAGCCAAAGUGAUGGGACUGGAUUGACACGCUUGAGUGACAUUGACAUGCUACAAGUCAACCAUGCGGUUAUCUGUGUUGAGAAUGCAAAUGAUGUACCAGAUAAGAGACUUGUAGCAUUCAAACUUGAUUAUAAAAGUACACCAACUGGAUACUCACAAUUGUUAUUGAUAAACAAAGGGACGGAUGAAAGAUUUGCUGAAAUAAAGUAUGCGCUAGUGUACAGAAAUGGGAAGCAGUACUUAUCAAGUGAUAGAUUCAUGACUAGAAAUGACGACGUUUUUCUGAAGUCUAAAGGUUUUAUUGGAAGAAAUACAUGCUACUAUCCAAGAAAAGGGCCUUCAAUUCCAAAAUAUGUGAAGGAGACUUAUUUGGAACAGUUUGCCAAUUACUGUACAGGAUUUGAUUUGCCAAAACAGUCGAUGGACUUCAUCAGAGCUUUUCCUUGUAAAAGUAAGUCUCUGCUAAAAUCAUGGAGUCAAUCAAAUAAGACAAGUAAGUGGCCUUCCCAGAAAAUGAAGGACGUGAUAAUGACCUUACCCAUGCAUGUAGUUCCAGUUGGCCACAAAACCAGCAGGAAUAGAGGUAACGAAUGGCGAGUAAGUUUCACAAUGGCAGAACAAUAUCUGGUGCAGUCAUUCAAUAACUCGCAGGUAAAGCUGCUAGUUCUACUAAAACUCAUCGCUAAACAUUUGUUACACCCAAUUUCACCGGAUAUUACAUCAUACAUAAUGAAACAUGUCACAUUUUGGAUCCUUGCAAAGCAUGCAGAGGCUGAAUUCAAAUUGGAACAUUUAUAUCAGCAAACAGAAAUUUCCCUGUUGUUUCUAAAAUCGUCUAUUGAAAGUGGAAAGCUUCUCCAUUUUAUUGCAACUAAAAGGAACUUAUUUGAACAGAAAAUAUCAAAGGCACAUAAAACUAAACUUUUGGAAAAGGUCACAUUUCUUCUGGAUAAUGGACAAAGCAUUGUCAGUCAGUUUCUGUGGGAUACAAAUGAACUCGGGAAAUUCCUUGUUGUUCGUGAAGAGAUUAAGAAAAUGGCAAUAGCUAGUGCAGUAGAUAAUACUGAAAACUUUAAGACUACACUGUUUUCAUACAAAAGUUUUUCAGAUUAUAUGGAAAACUAA
Messenger RNA from Mercenaria mercenaria, 1317 nucleotides. RefSeq lists its product as uncharacterized. The transcript has 2 exons. Bases 1 to 1317 code for a protein of 438 amino acids. The record is from RefSeq and is a predicted model, not a curated record. Lineage: Eukaryota; Metazoa; Mollusca; Bivalvia; Venerida; Veneridae.